AUGCCCCAGCAGCCGGAACAGACUCCACCACAGACUCCGCCACCACGAACAGAUCCAUCAGACAAACUUGCUCCUCAACAGGCUACUGAUCAUGGCGGCAGCGCCACCGACCCAUCGGCGCCGCUUUCAGAGUCUCGUCCUGACAGUGUGGGCACGUCUGUGAAUUCUCAAGCACCUUCUGAACAAGAUAUUACCUCUUUCCAUCCAUCAUCGCUGUCACAGUCAGGAGAUUCGCGGCCCGAAAGCGUUGCUGAAACUGGAGCCGCACAGUACUCCAGAGCAGUGACCCAAGAUGUCAUGGAGAAGAAGCAUGUACGACCACCCUCGCGCAAAGUUCACUGGGGAAGCAGGCUUGGCGCCGAACUCACUUCUGAAGACCCGAAUGGCCGCUCGGCGUUCCCCUCGCCUUAUGCCUCAGCUCUCCCCUCUGAGGAAGACCUCGUAAACGUCCGCCGGUCUCUCAUCAGUAUCUUCCAUCGCCCUUCCGUCGAUGCUGGCUCCCAACGCGGCCCAGAUAUGAGUAGACUGGGAAGCCAUGACGUUCCGUCCUCGGCUGUAUCUCUCGAUUCGUACGAAGGAGCUGCUCCUCCGCGAAGACGGCAGACGUCCGGUCGAUCUUCUUCUACUCGCAUGUCUGCUACAAGCUCUCUCUUCUCCAACGACAGUGAUUGGGAAGACGACGACCAAGAGGUCACCUCUGCUGGUGUGUUUAGUGCCAUGUUGGGAUUUACCCGCAAUAAAGUCAGGCACCCAAAGAGGAGGAGGAGAUCGGUCAGGUCUAUGAUAGGCCUUUCGGAUGACGAAGACGAGAAUGACCGUGUGACCCCGCGGAAACGAUGGACCACAGACUCACUCUUCGCUAUACCCUCCCGCGCUUCAAACGCAAGCUGGGGCCACAGUCGCCAAGGGAGCGAAGGUGGUGACAGCACCUUCAGCACUCAAGAGAUUUCUGCCCGCAUCAGGGAAGCCGACGCAAGGGCCGCACGGCACAAAAGGCAGUCACGGAUUCCACAUAGGAGCGAAGAUCUCAACCAACCCUACAUCCCUUCUUCCCGUUAUUCAAACCCUAUCGAGCCGAAUGUGAACACCACCAUGUCGCAACGUUUCCGGGCAUUCAUGACUGGCCGAAGUGUGCCUUCUACGCUUCUCGGUGCGCCAGUGUCCGGAGAGGUUAUCGCUAAUGGCGAGACAUCGACGGAAGAAAACCAUUACCGGUCUCUCGCCGCUCUGAUGAUCACCACCAAUGCGUUCAUGGGAGUAGGAAGUCCGACGCUAGCUCAUAUUGCCCCGUCGUCUGGUGAGAACGCAGAAUCGGCGGCGGGGCAUCGCAGGGUCAGUUGGUAUGAGAAUAUCAAAGAAAAGGAUGCUGCAAUGGAAGCCAGAGACAGACAAGAGGACGCGGCUUUGGGAUUACACCAUGCCCCGGGAGACAACAUCCAUAAGGCCAUGGAAGAAGGUCGCAUAGGAGAGAAAUGGGCAGGCAGGCGUACGAGAGGAAAGAGGAUACAAAAGGAGAUGGCGGUCACGAAGAAUGUUUCCAACAUCUUGCAGCGGAAAAAAUUCAUCGAGCUACUGGCGAAGGCUGUAGUCAACUAUGGCGCACCCGCUCACUCCGUCGAGGCAUGGCUGUCAUCGACUGCUGACAUUCUUGGAGUCGAAGCUUCUUUCGUCUACUUUCCAACUAUUCUCAUGGUCGCCUUCCGUGAUACCGACGUACGCACUACCGACCUCCUAUUCAUCCGACCGUCCGGAGGUUUGGAGUUGUAUAGGCUGUCGCUUGUGCACGAGGUGUAUAGAAGAGUGACUCACGACGCAAUCUCGGCGGGUCAGGGGUCAAGGGUGUUGAAAAGGAUUGAAAACAAAACACUUCCCUACUCUCGCCUCAGUCUACUCUUUACCGCAGCUGUCGCGUCUGGGGUUGCAGCACGUGUCGCCUUCUCCGGAUCCUUCAUCGACAUGCUCAUGUCAGGUGUAUUGGGAACCAUCUUCACUAUCGUCCAAUUUCUGGUUUCGAGGGAAAACAAGGUGUUUUCAAACAUCUUCGAGAUUGGCAUGGCAGGCAUACUCAGUUUCGUAGCUAGAGGUUUGGGAGCGUCCAAGUACUUCUGCUACCAGUCUCUGGCUUCAGCUGCCAUCGUUCUCAUCCUGCCUGGGUGGCACAUUUGCCUUGGCGCUCUAGAGCUAGGGUCCAGAAACAUUGUUGCCGGUGCCAUUCGCCUUGUGUGGGCUGUCGUUUACACUCUUUUCCUUUCACUCGGUCUCGGGUUGGGAAACCAGAUAUGGGAUGCUUUUGGGCCGGCGCAGCCCACUUACGGAAACGAUAGCUCUUCCGAAGCCGCGACAUCUGUCACCUGCAAUCGUGAUCCUGAAUGGCUGCAGUGGUGGUACACCGAACCCAACGACUGGUGGCUGUUGCUGCUGGUACCGGUUUUCGCCUACUCCCUAGCCAUUUGGUUCAGGGCAGACUGGAAAUCCAAGGAUACCCUUGUGAUGGUCUGUGUGGCGUGUGCAGGCUAUGUCGUCAACUUUUUCCUCAGCCAGAAGGUUGAAGAGACCAACGUCGUCUCUGCCGUCUCCGCUUUCGCCAUUGGCGUUCUCGGAAACCUCUAUUCACGUAUUGGCCGUGGCUCUGCCUUCCCUUCAAUGGUCGUCGGCAUCCUCCUCAUCGUCCCGAACGCCAUCGCCGCAGCUGGCGGUCUGGGUUCCUCCAGCAGCGGUGAUUCAAAUACACAGGAAGAGAUCAAUACAGCGGUCAUUGUCAGUAUCAGAAUGGUUCAGGUCGGGAUCGGGCUGGCGAUAGGAUUGUUUGCGGCCACAGUUGCUGUCUAUCCGUUCGGGAAGAGGCGAAGGUAUAUCUUUAGUUACUAG
Molecule: messenger RNA, 2868 nt
Organism: Cryptococcus wingfieldii CBS 7118
Lineage: Eukaryota; Fungi; Basidiomycota; Tremellomycetes; Tremellales; Cryptococcaceae
Exons: 11
Coding region: 1-2868 (955 amino acids)
Biological process (GO): transmembrane transport
Molecular function (GO): transmembrane transporter activity
Source: RefSeq, a predicted model, not a curated record